Messenger RNA from Symbiodinium necroappetens, 666 nucleotides. Lineage: Eukaryota; Dinophyceae; Suessiales; Symbiodiniaceae. The record is from the annotation of a GenBank genome assembly.
AUGGAGAUGAAGAUCAAAAUGACCUUCACGGAGCUAUGCCAAGGCCUGCCAGAGGAGUUCGCAACAUUCCUCAGCUAUGCCCGGCAUCUGGCUUUCGAUGAAGAUCCUGAUUACAGAUACAUGCGCUGGCUCUUCAAGAGUUUGUACCAUCGCGAGGGCUUUCGCAAUGAUGGUUGCUUCGACUGGAACGUUGUGAGGGCCCGGCCACCCUCGGAGGUGGCAGAGCGUCGUGAGGCAAGACUUCGGAAAAUGAGCGUGGUGGCGAGCCAGCCUUCGGACCGUGCUGCGGAUGACGUCGUCCUCUCUUUUCGUUCGAGAGGCGGUCGUGCCUGGCAGUGCACCGACGAACAUCGUUGUGCAACUGCCAGGUACUUCGAGAUCCAAGACGAGUCUUCGCAGAUCAUUUCUGCCCAGGUCGAUGCGAAGCCUGGAGACAUGGUGAUGGACUACUGUGCUGGGAGCGGUGGCAAGGCGCUUUGCAUUGCUCCGCCAAUGCUCAAUCGAGGGCAAGUGGCCCGUAGCCUGUGCCGCAAUGUUCCUCGCCCCAGUGUUCGAGUAGUCGCAGCUCCAGUAUGGGUGCACAUUGCUGCCGGCAAGAUGCACCACUUCUUCCGGGAGAGCCAACAGAUUUGGAUUCUCCCAGAUUUGGGGAUGGACCAUCGCUGA